ACAAACCACACAUUCGUCAUUAUCGUCGCUCGGUUAUUAAUCGGCUCUCAGCGAUUCGUGUUUGUACAAAGAUAAGCAUUCGAGUGAUUCACUCUCUGAUAUUUGUAUACAAGUCUGAAAGUUAUGAACCAUGAAUUCGUCGAGUCAACAAAAUGAUGGCUUUACUGAAGUUGAUUUAGGAACAAAAAAUAACGAAUUAAUGCUCAAUGAUGAGUCUCAAAAAAGUCCAUCAAUUGAAGUUUUAAAUGUUACUCAAUCCUCUGAAGUUAAAGUUGGCAAUUCUGUAGUUUAUCAUGGGCCGGUUACAGUACAACAAAUACAUCUCAAUGGAAAGGAAGAAAAAGUGACAGGAGAAAAUGCGUCACGAUCGAGUAAAAUUCCCUUAAUUGACCUUCAACGAUACUCAUCGAACAAAAAAAUCGCAUUUGCCAUAUCCAUCGCCAUUCUUUUCAUUAUGAUCUCCUUCAUUUUAUCAAUAACUCUCAACAAAAAUGGCGAAGAUGAUCCUCAAGUGAACCUAACUUACGUCGAAGUCUACGAAUGGCAUGGAAAAACUCCCGAACCAAAUUACACUUUUCCAUUAGAACUGCCCGCUACUCGAGUAAUUAUCGCUCAUACCGUCACCGAACAAUGUUUCAACCUCGAAACUUGUUCUUUGCAAAUGCGAAUGAUCCAAAAUUUGCAUAUCGGGUAUGAUUUCGGAAACAUCGGUUAUAAUUUUGUCAUUGGCGGCGAUGGAAGAGUUUAUGUUGGAAGAGGAUGGAAACUUCAAGGCGCUCAUACAAAAGGUUGGAACAAACGAAGUAUUGGAAUCGCAUUUAUAGGCGACUUCACUUCAACAAUUCCAACGAAGGAAGCUUUGAAAGAAGCCAAACUGCUGUUAGACGAUGGUGUUGAAAAGAAAUUUCUGAGUUCGAAUUAUAAACUUUUGGGACAUCGACAAGUAGCGCUAUUUGCCAGUCCAGGCGAUAUGCUUUACAAAGAGAUCCAGAGUUGGAGUCAUUGGACUGCGAAUGUUUAUGGCGAAUCGUGAAACGUUUGAAAAUUUCAACUUUGAUCCUCGAAUAUUUUUUUUUAUUAACUAAAACCAAUAAAUUCCUUACAAAUUUUAUCGAAAUGUUGAUGGGAUGGAUUUUUAACUUCUUUUCCAAAUUUCAAAAAUAAUUUCUUGUCAACAAUUUUCAUAUCGAGAAAUUUAACGACAUAAAUUUC
This is a messenger RNA of Culicoides brevitarsis, 1212 nucleotides long. RefSeq names its product peptidoglycan-recognition protein 1-like. NCBI's taxonomy places the organism in Eukaryota, Metazoa, Arthropoda, Insecta, Diptera, Ceratopogonidae. The record is from RefSeq and is a predicted model, not a curated record. Gene Ontology annotation, biological process: peptidoglycan catabolic process. Gene Ontology annotation, molecular function: zinc ion binding; N-acetylmuramoyl-L-alanine amidase activity. The coding region runs from base 131 to 1033 and encodes 300 amino acids. The transcript is spliced from 3 exons.